Molecule: messenger RNA, 1217 nt
Organism: Prunus mume (Japanese apricot)
Lineage: Eukaryota; Viridiplantae; Streptophyta; Magnoliopsida; Rosales; Rosaceae
Product: glycosyltransferase-like protein
Source: RefSeq, a predicted model, not a curated record
UUAUUUUUUCUGUUGGCUUUUGCUUCUUCUUCUUCAAAAGAACACAAGUUGUAGUUCAUCUCUCUCCUCAGCUCUUGAACCUCUUACUGCAGGCUGCAGAUAUACUAGGUGAGAAGGAGAAGCAUUGUCAGAUAGGGUAUGCAAAUCAAGCUGCAUAUCUGAUCUGAGCAUACAAGUUUUGGGAAUAAAAGUGUCAAACUUUCACAAUUCAGAUAUUGGGGUCAGAAAUCAGCAAUUUGCACAAGCUAGCCAAAUUUAGUUUCAGUAUGGAGAAGCUUCUUAAGCCACAUGAUAAGGAGUGCAUGAGGAUGGCCAUUUUAAAGCAUGAAGAAACAUUCAAAGAGCAGGUAUAUGAGCUUCAUCGUCUAUAUCAUAUCCAGAAGAUAUUGAUGAAGAGUUCCAUUGGUAAAAGUAGGCCAAAGGGACAGAAACAAGAGAGUUGGAAUUUAAAGAAUGAAACCAGCUUCAGUCAGUUGAAUUAUCAUCAGCAUGAGGCACAACAGUUUAACCCACAAGGGAAACUAGAUUUAGAACAGCCUGCAGCAGCAGCAGAAGAGUACAUUGCAGACACAGAUGGAGAUGAUGGGGUGUUAGAGAUCAUAGAUGAGAGUGAGAUUGAGUUGACUCUGGGCCCCACUAGAUGCAACAACAACAACAACACCAACAGAAGGAAGAGAGGAGAGGCACCACUAACAUCAGAUUCAGGGCCAAGUUUCUCUUCUUCUUCAACUGGAUCAAGCCAUGUGAACGGGACAAGUAGUUCCAGGACCCAUCAGAGAAAACAUGGCCAGGUGCCUGACAUGACCUCAGGGUACAGAAAUGGAAGUAAAAACAGCAGCAAUAUUGAUCCUGUUGAAGAACAAUUGAGACAGGAUGAGAGGCUAAAACUGCCUCCAUGGCUUUUCCAAGUUUUGAGCUUGAACAUGACUUGAAAAAAUAAAAAUCUUCUAGGUUGAUAUGAUAAGAUUUUAGACCGCUUCUUAUUGACUAAUUUGUGAUUGAUGUUUUGGGUGGGAUUCUAAUUAGUUGGUUUCUAGUGUGAUGAUGGGUGGCGUUUUGUAUAAAGAUCAUUUGUCUCCCUUGCUUUAUCUCAUUUUUAUCUUAUUUUAGUCGCCUAAAAGAAAUAUAAUGAAAAUCAUGAUUUGGAGAUGUAUAGUCGCUUGACCAAAUAGACUCAACACAAUUAGAAGUAGAACUCCAUCAUGAUUCAAGGACAA